This is a messenger RNA of Wyeomyia smithii (pitcher-plant mosquito), 516 nucleotides long. RefSeq lists its product as uncharacterized. The record is from RefSeq and is a predicted model, not a curated record. The transcript has a single exon. Bases 1 to 516 code for a protein of 171 amino acids. Lineage: Eukaryota; Metazoa; Arthropoda; Insecta; Diptera; Culicidae.
AUGGACAGAAUCGUUGCCGAUCGUGCUACUCGGCAUGAGAUCGUCACUCAAAGAAGACUUACGUGCAUCUACAGUACCUACGGUACUACACUUCGCUUGCCCGGUGAAUUUUUUACAGCCAGCAGCAGCAAUCUAAAACCAACGCUAGAGUUCAUCACAAAGCUAAAGCGAGCCAUGGCGAGUAUUCGGCCUACCCCCACAAGCAAUCAUUCGAACCGGACACCGUUCGUUCAGAGGGAGAUGGCUACAUGCAGCCAUGUUUUCGUAAAAGUUGGCGUAAUUAAACCUCCACUUACACAACCGUUCGAUGGACCGUUCCGUGUACUUCGAAGGAAGAAAAAGGUCUACAUAGUCGAUAUCAACGGUAAACCAUCUCCGAUUUCUAUCGAUCGGCUGAAGGCAGCUUUCGUCCAGACUGAUGACACCUCUACAGCACCAACCAAACCUGAGCCAGAGGAGAAGCCCUAUACAACCAGAUCGGGACGCCAAAUUAAAAUCCCUUGCCGCUACUGGUGA